Penicillium cataractarum is the source of this 1920-nucleotide messenger RNA. Its product is annotated as CLPTM1 family protein. Bases 1 to 1920 code for a protein of 639 amino acids. NCBI's taxonomy places the organism in Eukaryota, Fungi, Ascomycota, Eurotiomycetes, Eurotiales, Aspergillaceae. The record is from RefSeq and is a predicted model, not a curated record. Gene Ontology annotation, cellular component: membrane; endomembrane system. The transcript has 3 exons.
AUGCCUGAACAGCGGCAACGAAGAGAGGAGGAGGGAAGCAAUUCCGGCUUCAAGGGUGCCCUCCAGGGCCUCGGAAUCUUCCUUCUGGCGCAAUUCGUAAUUGGCCAAUUCUUCGGCAACAAGCAGAAUGCAGCUUCUACCGUCAAGCCGGGCAACAUGCCCUCGUUUGCGGAUCGCCCCGACCCCAGUCAAGUCGCCGAUUACAGCGCCAUCCCGGACCUGAUCUCCCCUAUCUGGCCAUCCGAUAGCGCCAUCGAUAUCAGCAUCUAUGUGACUCCCUCGAUCGUCGUGCCUUCUUUCAAGUCCAAGGAUAGCGUCCUUGUGAUGCAGGAGAAGAACUUCACGAUCGGCAAUUACAGCGACACCCGUGAGAUCGACACCACCAUCAAGCUCCCCAAGCAGGUCCAGCAGAAUGGAACUCUCUUUGCGCACUUCUUCGUGGCCCGUACGGGAUACCCUCUUGACCCUGCCGCUAAGGAUUAUAACACCGCCGAUGCCGUCCACUUCCUGCGCCCCUUGAACCAGUACCUUCCCAAGAAGAAGGUCAAGAAGCUCAAGAACCUGUUGGCCGCCUCCGAGGAAGCGGAGGAGGAGGUGGAUGAUACUCCGGACGUGCAGACUGUCUCGUACUAUCACCCUAACUUCACUCUCUCCGUGGUUCCCGACUCUGGCUCUCAGAGGUUCUCCCAGAUGCACCCAGCAGUUCGCCAGUAUGUGCAGCUGGAGCGCACCGGUGCCCGGGACCAGACCGGCAAGAACGGUUGGUACUACCCGAUCUUGUUCCUCAACACUUUCUGGCAAUUGAAGACCCACAUGACCGAGCUGAACUCGACUGUGACGGAGGUGCCUCUGCGAAUUACCCUCAACCACUUGGCCAACUGGAAGUUCAGUAUCCUUACCAGCAUUGACGAGGGCUCUAAGCAGAGUGCUCGUCAGGCCGCGUACGGUGGUCCUGUGCCUGGUGGUGGCGAUGGUUCCGAGUGGGAGACCAUCAAGGAAGUUCUGUUGGACACCAACAUCUACCUCCUGGGUACCACCGGUAUUGUCACCAUCUUGCACAUGGUUUUCGAGACCCUGGCUUUCAAGAACGACAUUGCUCAUUGGCGUAAGAAGAAGGAUGUCGUUGGCACAUCCGUGCGUACCAUUCUGGCGAAUGUCUUCAUGCAGGCAGUCAUCUUCCUUUACCUCAUGGACAACAGCGACAACACUUCAUGGAUGAUUUUGGCAAGCCAAGGAUUCGGUAUUCUUCUGGAAGCCUGGAAGAUCACCAAGACCGUUAACGUUCGCCUGCGCCCCCCGCCCGCCAGCUCCUUCUUCUCCUUUUUGCCCUACGUGGUUGUCUUUGAAGACAAGCACAAGUUGAGCGAGACCGAGGAGAAGACCAAGGAGUAUGACGAGAUUGCAUUCCGCUACCUGUACAUUAUCGCAGUGCCCCUUCUCCUCGCCUAUGCCGCAUACAGCCUUUUGUACAACACUCACAAGUCGUGGUAUUCGUACAUCAUCGAGACUCUUGUCGGCAGUGUUUACGCCUACGGUUUCCUGAUGAUGGUUCCCAGCCUGUACAUCAACUACCGCCUGAAGUCCGUUGCCCACAUGCCCGGCAAGGCAAUGGCCUACAAGUUCCUGAACACUUUCAUCGACGACCUCUUCGCCUUCACCGUGAAGAUGCCUUGGCUGCACCGUCUGGCCACUCUCCGCGACGAUGUCAUCUUCUUCAUCUGGCUGUACCAGGGCUGGAAGUACAAGGUUGACUACAAGCGUGUCAACGAGUUCGGACAGGGAGGUGACAGCGACGAGGAGGAAGAGGCUACCCCUGCCCCCAAGCUUGAGGAGAAGAAGCAGGAGGAGACAGUGGCUUCGCAGACUUCUGCCAAGGUUGACAACAAGUCAUCUACCCGCCAGAGGAAGUCGAAGAAAUGA